ACCAGAACAGUGUUUACGGAGGGCUUCGGAGCGCGCUUUUGCCAGUCAGUCAACAGCAAAUCAUUGGAGCAAAUGGCGACGUCCGCUUUCUUACUGGAUUUGAUGGGAUAUGGCGUGCGGCGUCUCGAACAUUUCACUUGAAGUACCGCGGUCACAACCAGCUUGAGAUUUAUUGGGAAGACGGAUCCAAUCAUUGGAUCGCAUACUGCUCCCAAGAGUCCGGGUGGUUUCAGGGCACUGCAAGCCAUUUCUUUGGAGAGGAGCCAGAUAUGGUUGUACGCUUCCGGCGGGUUGGCCCCGUUUUGGUUUGCAAUUUCCGCAAUAUCGGGGUACUUCUCUGGGGCGCCGAUAUAAUUGCGCACCGUGAUGAGUUCACCGUAGUGGGCCGGUGGUUCGUUUCCAGUAAUAGGUAUUUCUAUGUUAACGACAACGACAACGACAUCCUCGAAUUGUGUUAUAGGGGUUCCUGUGGCACGCUGAACGCUCCGAACGCGUCUCAAAGAGACACUCUAGAGGCUCAGCUCGGGGUAGGCCCUGGCCCUCCGUGCACCAUCCGAAUCGAGUUCGUAACAGAUCCGUGUUCAACGUCUGGCGCCGAGUGUACUUUUAGUGGCGGUUGUGAUGUACAGGUGGCGAGCGCGACUUGCGGCAGAAAGGAUUGCGAUGCACAGGUUGAUUGCGAACGCGUUGAAUACGCAGACUCCGACUUGCGGAUAGCUUCGUGCAUGUUGCACCAGUGGGCCCCGCAUCGUUGUGGCAGCAAGGGUGAUUGGUAUUGUCAGUGGCAUUCAGUCUGCCGAAGUCUUGGCAAGCACCUGGAUUGUGAUCACGGCAGGGUUACAACCAUGAGUUUCCCACAUGAGAACUUGUCUGGCAAAAUCCCAGACGAAUUGACUUUGAUGGACCACCUGAUCCACUUGGAUUUGAGACGCAACGAUCUUUCUGGACCAUGCCCCUUCGAACGGAUCAGCGAAAGAAUGCUCGCUUUGCGAAGUUUGGAUCUCAGUCACAACAAGUUGACCGGUGUCGUCGACUUUUCUGAUAAGGUAAAUGGGCCAGUUGCGCGUUUUGAAGUCAUCGAUUUGAGUCACAACAUGUUCCAGAAGGCAGAAAUACUAUCGCUCAAGUUUUUCGAUCGGCUUAGAGAGUUUGACGCAAGUGGGAAUAAUUUCACUGGCCCAUCGACAAUCUAUGGCACUCCGAGCAUCAAAUACAUCCUACUGUCGGACAACAAGAUGGAAGGGUACUUAUCAUACACAUGUUGGCGCUUCACUAGAACUGUCCCGUGUGAUAGGAUUAUCGAAGAUCGACGUCAGGAAUAA
Messenger RNA from Prorocentrum cordatum, 1322 nucleotides. Lineage: Eukaryota; Dinophyceae; Prorocentrales; Prorocentraceae. The record is from the annotation of a GenBank genome assembly.